UGUCAAUACUGAUAUAAUGAUGAUAUUCCUAUCAUUUUAAUUUACUACGUUUAAAUAAAAUAAUACAGCCAUACGAGAUGUUUAAUCUAUAAUGAAUAAUGAAGAAACAAAACAGAAAAAAAAAAAUCGUCAAAAAACUAGCAUUCAAACAACUUCAACAGCAACUAACUCUGAAACACGAGAAAUCGCGGAUGGUGGACAUAUCAACAAAGAACCAUUAAAACCACUCUAUCCAUUAGCGGCUAAAGAUUCGGAAUGGGUUGAUAUUUUACAAACUACUACAAACGACAAAAAUUCCAACAAAAAUAAUGACGAGGAAGUACUACUACAACACGUAGAGUGUGAAGAUGGACCACAAACGGAGCCUCUUGCUUUAAUGUUUCCCGGCUUACUUGAAAAAGACCCUGAAAUGUUAGAAGGAAUGUUAAAUAAAGCUAUGUCAACGACAGAAGUAACUAAAUAUCUGGUUGGUCAAAAAGCUAACUUUGCGUUUAUGAAAAAAGUAAAUCGUCUAAUUCCUACUGACAAGAAAUGGUUGGAAAGUUUAACCGAAGACAGUACCUCCUGCUUUUCAAUGGAAUCGAAAUUACAUGAUGAGGGUUUGGACGAUUUAAUUGUGAAUAAUGAGCCUGAUGAAAGCUUGGACUCUCAUAAAUUAUAAGUCCCAAAAGACUUAUAUUAAAAGAAUUUAAAAAUAAACGUAGUUACAUUUA
Messenger RNA from Nymphalis io (European peacock), 713 nucleotides. RefSeq lists its product as uncharacterized. Lineage: Eukaryota; Metazoa; Arthropoda; Insecta; Lepidoptera; Nymphalidae. Bases 92 to 661 code for a protein of 189 amino acids. The transcript has 5 exons. The record is from RefSeq and is a predicted model, not a curated record.